Planococcus citri (citrus mealybug) is the source of this 2425-nucleotide messenger RNA. RefSeq names its product apoptosis-inducing factor 3-like. The transcript has 11 exons. Gene Ontology annotation, molecular function: flavin adenine dinucleotide binding; oxidoreductase activity, acting on NAD(P)H; 2 iron, 2 sulfur cluster binding. The record is from RefSeq and is a predicted model, not a curated record. NCBI's taxonomy places the organism in Eukaryota, Metazoa, Arthropoda, Insecta, Hemiptera, Pseudococcidae. Gene Ontology annotation, cellular component: cytoplasm. The coding region runs from base 447 to 2150 and encodes 567 amino acids.
AUUUUCAACGAGUAAUUAUUCAAUUAAUUUUCAAUUUGAAUCUUUGAAUACCAAAUUCAAAAUGCGCGCUAAAAGAGUUUGAAAACUAGGCAGACGAAAGACGAAACCACGGAGAGUCGGAAACCAGUUCACCAGUGGUUAUUCUCAAUUUCAUAAAAAAUUCUUUGUUAUCAAAUAAUCAAAAAUCAAAACAACGACAUGAACAACCCAACGAUAUCGAUUUUAUAAUUACAGACUUUCACUUUUCAUGGUUGUGGUUGUGUUCUUGUCGAAUAAGUUUAGAAUAAGCUGAAACAAUAAAGUUCUCAUAAAAGUUUUCAAUAAUAAGUAAAAAAAAUUUGUAAGUUACAAAAACAUCCAUGGAUCUGUAGAUGGUUCAUAUUGAGGAAAACAAAAUUAUGUGUGAGCAUUCAUAGUACCUAGAUAUAAUAAUACGCGCAAACGUCAUGUUGAAGUUAUUUGCCUCUUGUAAUUUACUCUCCACUCAGAGGAUAUUUCGAAAUUUAGGAAUCACAGCUGUUAGAACAGUGGCCAACGGGCAAGAAACAAUAGAGGCUGUGGUGUGUAAAGACUCCGACGUGCCUGAUAAUGGCAUGAAAGAAUUUCCAUUUGGCCCGGAUGGCGAUAAAAUUUUAUUAGUGAAACAACAAGGAAAAUUGUACGGACUUGGUACAAAAUGUUCCCAUUAUGGAGUUCCUCUCGUGAACGGAGCUUUAGGAAAAGGACGAAUCCGAUGUCCGGCUCAUGGAGCGUGUUUCAACGUAUCUACAGGUGAUAUUGAAGAAGCCCCUGGCCUGGAUGGAAUCCCUUGUUUUCAGGUUCAAACUUUGGCAAAUGGUGAUGUAGUCGUAUGUGCUGCCAAAUCAGCUUUAAAAACACCGAAAAAAGUAAAACCGAUGGUGCGCAAGAGUUGUAAUUUGAAACAAACUUACGUAGUUGUUGGAGCAGGUGCUGCUGGAUCUUCGUGCGCUGAAGUGUUAAGACAAGAAGGCUUCAAAGGAAGAAUCGUUGUCAUCGGAGAAGAGAAACAUUUACCUUAUGAUCGUGUAAAAAGCAAUAAGGCAAUGGAUAUGGAUGUCAAUAAGAUUAUUCUCAGAGAGAAAGAAUUUUAUGAUUCGAACGAUAUCGAAAUGAUGAAUGGCGAAAGAGUUACCAAGUUAGACACUAAUAGUAAAAUAGUUUCUACCGACUCCGGUAAAGAGUUUCCUUACGAUAAAGUAUUCAUUGGUGUCGGAGUUAAACCUCGCCGACCAACGUUCAUACCAAAUCACGAAUUGGAAAAUAUUUUCACAAUUCGAAACAUCGAUGACGGUAACCUAGUCGAUUCCAAAUUGGGACCAUUAGUCAAAGUUGUUAUAAUCGGAUCAUCUUUCAUUGCCAUGGAAUCGGCAGCCUAUUGCGCCCCCAAAGUAGCCAGAGUUACAGUAAUCGGUAGGAGCUCCGUACCAUUUUCGGACACUCUCGGAGAAGAAGUAGGCGAUCGAUUCAAGAGAUACUUUGAAUCAAGAGGAGUUUCCUAUAGAAAUAACUCAAAUGUUGUCCGAUUUGAAGGAGAAAAUGACAAAUUAACUCAAGUAGUCUUAAAUACUGGCGAGGUGAUACCUGCGGAUAUCUGCAUCGUCGGUAUCGGAUCCGAAUACGAUACAGGUUUUCUGAAGGACACUGGUGUCACUUUAACUAAGAACGGCGCUAUUGAAGUUAACGAAUAUUUACAAACAAACCUCGAUGGUGUUUUUGCUGGUGGUGACACGUGUAACGCCCCGGUUCAUGGAUCGAAAAAUGUUAAAGCGAGCAUUGGUCAUUGGCAGUUGGCUCAACAUCAUGGCAGAAUCGCUGCUCUGAAUAUGCUAGGAAAACAAGAACCGAUAAGAUCUGUACCAUUCUUCUUUUCGGCUAUGUUUUCUUUCAACUUGCGAUACUCGGGUUAUGGGCAUGGUUUUACCGAAGCUAUUACUGUUGGUGACCUAGAAAAUUUCAAAUUCGUAACGUAUUAUUUAAAAGACGACGAAGUGAUCGCAGCCACGUCUAUUGGAGCUGAUCCUAUUGUCGCUAAAGUUGCCGAGGUGCUUCAUAGCGGCAAAAAAAUCGUUAAAGAGGGAGUACAUAAAAACCAAUGGCUUUCAAAGUACGACUCGAAAGUUUUUUCGUAAACGUUGAAGUGGUGUGAUUUAUACGUAGAUCGUAUUCGAAACUAUUUAACGUGAAUUUCAACGCACGUACCUACAAUCAAUAAUGAGCUUAUAAUGCUCGAAUACUUGAUAGCAUUUUUUAAAAACUACUGUACUUAAGAUACUGUUAAUUUCACUCUUACCCCCAUUUUUCAUAUUGUUUUCUAUUAUUAGUAUUGAAUUGUUCGAAGAUUGUUGUUUUAAUUUUUUCGUACUUAAUUAUAAUAUUAUACUGAUUAAAGCAAGUUUCACGCAAA